AUGGGCGACCUAGAUGGAGCACCAACACAAGCCGAGAUCAAUGCUCAGCUGUUGGCUAACCAUGCUGAACUCCAAGCCGCACUGGCUACGGUGACUGAGCAGCUGGCUCAGAUAGCCGGGAGAAACCGAGCUAAUGCUCCACAGCCAAGGAGGAGAAACCAACCCAUUCCAGAAGAGCAACAAUCCCAAUCCAGUGAGGACAACUCAGACACUGACCGUACCGAACCGGACGAGCCGCGGUAUGAACGGGCUGGGCGUGGGAACCGGCGGGAGUAUCGGGUCCAAGGCGAUGGUAGCCCGAUCCGUAGGAGAUUCCGAGAUGAGGAGGUCGCUUGGCAAGGGGGCAAGGAUCUCAAACUUACUCCACCAACCUUUGCUGGAAAGGUUGACCCGGACGCCUACAUUGAAUGGGAGAAGCGCAUGGAGUACAUCUUUGAGUACUACCGCUAUACCGAUGCCAAGAAGAUCGCCCUAGCCGCAGCCCAACUGACGGACAAUGCCCUAACUUGGUGGGACAGGGAAGUAGCCGAGGUUGGCCGGGUCUAUAGGAUCGAGACUUGGAAUGAGAUGCGAGCUAAACUCCGAGCAAGGUAUAUUCCCUCUUACUAUCAGCGGGACUUACUAAAACGUUUCCGCAAGUUGUCUCAGGGUAUUAUGACCGUGGAAGAAUACUUUGAAGAGUUCGAGGCUCUCAAGAACAAGCUCAGGACGCGCAAAACCGAAGAAGUUAUGAUGGCACAGUUCUUGGAAGGUCUUCAAGACCGCAUCGCUCGCAAGGUGGAGAGGCAGACUUACGUCAACUUCAACGACCUCCUCCACUAUGCCGUCCAGGCCGAGCAGCACAUUAGGAGGAAGAACGCCUCUAGUGCCAGGAACAAGACGCCAUGGGCUCCAUCCGGAUCCAAAGGAGCUGAGAAAAACAAGUCCGUUGAAGUGGAAAGUCGGUUCAAGAAGAACCAGUCCGAUCAGUCCAAACCCGGCUCAUCCGAACCAGGUAAGGGACAAACUCCAGCCCAAAGAACCCGUGAUAUUACUUGUUUCAAAUGUCAGGGAAAGGGGCACUACGCCAGGGACUGUCCGAACAAGCGUGUCAUGAACCUUAAGGCGGACGGCGAGUAUGAGUCCCAAGACGAGGUCGAUGUAGGGUCGGCUGAAUCAGAAGAUGAGAUAGUGGAGUAUGCUGAGACUUGUGAGCUACUGGUGGUCAGACGAGCUCUCAGUGCUCUCUUUGAUCCAGAGACCGUCCAACGAGAGAACAUCUUCCAUACGAGGUGUAGCGUGGAGGGCAAGGUAUGUAGUCUAAUUAUUGAUGGUGGCUCUUGCACUAAUGUGGCCAGCAGGUACCUUGUUGACAAGUUAGGGCUAGCAAAGUCGCCACACCCCAGGCCAUACAAGCUUAAAUGGCUCAAUGAUGAGACGAAGCUUAAAAUCUUGGAGCAAGUUGUUGUGCCCUUUUGUAUUGGUAAGUACCAGGACCAGGUGAAGUGUGAUGUGGUUCCUAUGCAAGCCGGACAUCUGCUGUUAGGGAGGCCUUGGCAGUUUGACAAGGAUACCAUUCACCAUGGAAGGACUAACACCUACAGCUUCACCCACAACAACAAGAAGCACAGCCUGGCUCCUCUCAGCCCCCAAGAGGUCUACGAAAUGCAGAGAGCCAUGGACCAGUCUGGGCUGUUUAGUAAAACCAACCUUUUCAUCUCUUCUAGUUUUGAGGCACCAGAUUGCCCAGCUGAGAUGCAAGUGCUAAUGGACAAGUACAAGGACGUAUUUCCUGAGGAGAUACCAGCCGGCUUACCACCCCUCUGA
Brassica napus (rape) is the source of this 1806-nucleotide messenger RNA. RefSeq lists its product as uncharacterized. Lineage: Eukaryota; Viridiplantae; Streptophyta; Magnoliopsida; Brassicales; Brassicaceae. The record is from RefSeq and is a predicted model, not a curated record. The transcript has 2 exons. The coding region runs from base 1 to 1806 and encodes 601 amino acids. Gene Ontology annotation, molecular function: zinc ion binding; nucleic acid binding.